This is a messenger RNA of Prosopis cineraria, 1584 nucleotides long. RefSeq lists its product as uncharacterized. The record is from RefSeq and is a predicted model, not a curated record. Lineage: Eukaryota; Viridiplantae; Streptophyta; Magnoliopsida; Fabales; Fabaceae. Gene Ontology annotation, molecular function: protein binding. Bases 193 to 1380 code for a protein of 395 amino acids. The transcript has 6 exons.
UUCCUGCGUCCACCUUUUUCUUGAAUUCUGUUGAACAUUGGAGAAGGUUCGUGAAUAAGUCGCCCAUUUGCUGCUAUAUAUCUAAAUUUCACGGAGAUUUGGAAAACUUUUGUAUUCAUCACUAGUUCUCAAUUAUCGUUGCUGGUUCCGGAUCAAGGUUUUCUGCGGUCUUCUAUUACAGUCAAUCCAGAAAUGGCCAAAGAUGGACCCAACUGGGAAGGUUUGCUCAAAUGGAGUCUCGCUCAUUCCGAUGGAACUCGACCCACUGGCAAUAUAAGUGAGGAGGACCGGAGAUGGUUUAUGGAAGCUAUGCAAGCGCAGACCGUCGAUGUCAUAAAACGUAUGAAAGAGAUUACCCUUGUUAUGAAAACUCCAGAGCAAGAAUUGGAGGCUCAAGGAGUUACCCCCGCUGAAAUUGAAGAUAUGCUGGAUGAGUUGCAGGAGCAUGUGGAAUCCAUAGAUAUGGCAAAUGAUCUUCACUCCAUUGGUGGUUUGGUUCCUCUUCUUGGUUACCUCAAGAACCCUCAUGCAAAUAUUCGAGCAAAGGCUGCUGAUGUUGUGACUACAAUAGUCCAGAAUAAUCCAGAGAGUCAGGAACGUGUUAUGAAUGCAAAUGGUUUUGAACCUCUUAUUUCUAAUUUCAGUUCAGAUCCUGAUGUGAAAGUCCGAACUCAGGCACUUGGUGCAAUAUCUUCAUUGAUUCAUCACAACAAAAAAGGCAUCACUGCAUUUCGACUAGCAAAUGGUUAUGCAUCCUUAAAAGAAGCAUUGUCCUCUGAAAAUGUGAGGUUUCAAAGGAAAGCACUUAACUUGAUCCACUACCUAUUGCAAGAGAAUGAUUCAGAUUGCAGCAUACUGCAUGAGCUAGGAUUUCCCCGUUUGAUGAUGCAUCUUGCCUACAGCGAAGAUGCAGAUGUCAGAGAAGCUGCUCUUCGUGGCCUUCUUGAGCUAGCUCGCAACGAGAAAGAUGGUGCUGCUAGUAUGUCAGGGGAAGAUGAUGGUAAAAUGAAACAACUUCUUCAAGAACGGAUAAAUGGUAUUGGUUUAAUGUCAGCCGAGGACCUUGGGGCAGCUAGGGAAGAAAGGCAUCUUGUGGACUCUCUUUGGCGUACUCUCUUUAACGAGCCAUCUUCCCUUAGGGAGAACGGUCUUCUAAUCCUUCCCGGUGAAGAUGCGCCCCCACCAGAUGUUGCUAGCCGGCAUUUUGAGCCUCCCCUUCGGGCCUGGGCUGCAAACCCUAAUUCAAAGAAAGACUCUAGUAGUGAAAACACAGAGCCACCGUUGCUUUUAGGGCCAGGACCUUCACCUGCUGCCCCUAAUUCUCAAGAUAGUUCAGGUACAGGACUGGACGCCAAUGCCCAGACAGGUCCUCCUCGAUAAACAUGUUAUGCUGUUUUCUCCUUUUUUUUAACCCCCCUCUUUCCGUGUGGGCACUCUUGUACCAUCCUCUAUAAACAGAUGGUUUCUUAAGGCAUCUCUUUUACUCAUGGCCAUUUUUCAAUUGCUGCACGCUUUAUCGUGGAAUCUGUCAAACUACCUAACCUGGUUUAUAUGUCGUACUAAAUGUCUGUCCUGUUUCCAACA